UGGUAAUGAACACUGCUAAAAAUAGUGAAUUUGCUGUACUGUGUCAGGUUGCUGAGUCUAACCCACUGCACUGCAUCUGUCAUUAAAUACUGGGGAGUGGACAGCAAAGUCUGUAUGCCUACCUGCAUCUAGUUAUUUGUGUAAGUUUAGAUGUUUGUUGCUCAGCUCCGCAAGGAUAUGUAAAUUCAAAUGCUGUUUUGUGGCUUGACAUUGAUUAUAUUGGAUUAUUGUCCAGUCAUUUCAUUUGCACAGCAUUUACAAGUAUUUUGGAAAAGGCUUCCCCUGCUCUCCAAAAUACAAAAGCCGGAUUCAGGCAGUGUCAUUUUGCCUUCAAAAACAGUUUGAGCUAAGGCAGCGUGCAAGUCCAGAGCUGCAAUCUAUGUUGAAAGUUUGUAUCUAGUCAGUGAGUAAAACCCAGAGCUUAACUUCCAGAACGAGCACAAUGAAAAAGGAUGGAAGAGCGACUGGUGAUGUGAGAGCAGCACAGUAGCGUGUGUUGCAAGCUGUGCUUGGCCUCGCCAGUGCUGCCCUGGUGUGGCCAGCUCAUCUGAGGGUGACUGGGGACUGUGAAGGCAUGGUCUCUGUCCCACUUGUGCCAUUUAUCAUGGUGGUGCAAUUGCAUGAAGCUCUCUUGGAUGCUUUGCUGCCCGUGGAAUUGGAGUAACGUUGCCAACGGAGUUGCUCGAAAGCUGUGUUUGGCUGAAGGCUGGCAGCAGUCUGAGCCCAGUUUGGUUCCUCCCCAGUAAAUGGGUAAAUGUUAUACUGGAGUGCUCAGGAGAAAAUGUGAUCAGCAUGCUGUGUGUUGGUCUGACUGAUUUCUGAAAGGAUGGUUUUAACAAAAGGAAACAGUUGUCUUUCAAGGAAAAGAAACUGAAAGUUUACAUACCAAAGUUGCUGACUUUCUAAGAAUUCACAGGAGUCACUGACAGGUGAUGGAGUGUGGCUUGGUGAUGCAGCUUAGGGUUGUUGGACUCUGUGGCAGCUUUUGAAGUGCUGGGCUUUCUCUUCAGGUGAACAGUGUGUUGGGCAAACUCCCUUUUGGGGCUGUUGUAAUAAGAAUUUGGGAAUAACGGAUGUAGAAAUGUUGGAUGGAAGAUCCAGGGCUCACUCACAAGCACUGCUUGGCUGACUGUGCCCUUGCUUAGAGCACCGUUUGUUCUGCAAAGGGGUUUGGGAGUGGCAUGUGUGGGCGCAGUGGAUGUUUUGUUGAAACUUCUGGGCUGGACAGCAUGACGUGAUUGCAUGCACUUGGGAAUUGAGCUCAGUCAUCUGGGUGUCUCUUCCUGCCCUGCAAGUGUUGCAGGCUGGGGUGCAUAGCUUUCACUCCUGGUAUUAAAGCUGGCCUCAAAUGUUUCACAGUUUUUAUGCUUACAUGUGAACUCUCUUUGCUUACAGGCAUAGUGAUUGUAGUGUAUGCCCGCUGGAGCAGGAGAAAAAUCUGCAGUAUCAGUCUGCAUCUAACCAUCACUAUCCAUAACCCAUGUUGAUUUUUAUGUGCACUUUUUAACAAAAUUCUGGUGUGACUUUGAGUCACCCACCACCUGACAGAAACCAAUAGCCUUUGAGACAGAGGCACUGGGAUACCCUUAAAACCAGAAGCAUUUCAAUCUGCAUGGUUGUAUGUCUUACUAGCUACUCCAGUGUUAUCUCUAGAACAUGUGUUCUGAGCUGUGGCUAUGAACAUCUGGUGGCAGCAGUUUAAAAUUAUUUUAGAGGUUGAAAAAAGCUGUUCUUCUAAUAACAAAAGUUCCAGGGGGUUAAUCUUACGGGGUUUGAGUGUUGUUCUAAGAAGCCAAAUGCUGUUUUUUCAUCUGUGAUUUAGCUCCUUGAGUUAAACUCAGGUUAGGUUCAGAGAUGGGAAAAUGGGAUCUCCGAGUUUUAUUUUUUUUUUUUCCCCACAUGGAUCUUGUAACACAAUCUCACAGGAGCUUCAUCAAAUGAGAUAUUUCUUUUAAUGUUACUGUUGAGAACACAGGCUUUUCAGUGUGACCAGCUUCAGAUGCCUGACUAGACUGGACAAGGAAAUUAGCUACCUUAUCUAAUACUCUACUCAGGAAAGUGGCUUCUGCUCUGGCUUUUUUUCUUGAAAAACUCUGGAGCGUGCUUUAACUGGGAGGUGUGAUUACCACUCUUUCCUUUAAACAGCAACCAAAAAAGAGAUGUUUGGUUUGUUUUUUUAAAGACAUGUGGCAGGAGGACAAAGGUUCCAUCUCAUUCCCUAUUUUUUUUUUUGAAUUUGCAGAAAGUAUCCUAGGAGAAGAUCAACUAAAAAUGCACUUGUCCAGAAAGAUGUGAAGGAGCAGACUUCCAAAUUUUCUUGUUUGUUGCAAGUUCACAGGCAUGUCUUAGUGUACAUACACUCUGUUAUUUUGGUUAACAGUUUAUUAUGCUUUUCAGACAGUGUGGGAAGUAAACCAGGAAGUGAGGAUUUUGACCAGGAAUAUACAAAUUACGCUUCUGAGAUACGACAAUUCUCCCGUAUUUUCUUCCAAGUUUUCUUUCCUUUGCUUAUGGGAGAUUUUUGCUGAGUGAACGUCUUGUUUUACACUGCUGUUGUUAAUAUGUGAACUAAUAGAAGUGCCUUACAGAUGGAUAUUCAUCCCCCUAGUUUUUGUCUUGUAAGAACUAAUUGAUUUUUCAGUUGUGUCUUAGCCUGUUUUGGAUCUGAAUGUUUGCCUUCUGUCUUUCUAAGUGACUGUAUAGGAAGUUGACUCUGGAUCUCCUGCAUUUAUAGCAGAUCUGAAUUCAGUGGGUUUUGAUAGCCCUGGCUGGUCUGUGUAUUUAUGCACUGGCAGCAUUUCUGUCUCCCAUGCACACAAAGUUCUGGCCUGCUUCAAAGCAAUUUUUGGAGAGAAUUCUUCUAGCCCUGUAAGAGGCUGCCAUCGAUGAUUCUUUAUUCCCUGGCAUCAGACUCUGUAUGUGAACUUUCACUCUGUGAAACAGUGGCAAAAGGUCUGGGUGAGGUAAACCAUUCAGAUUCUCUUUACUGAGCAAAGUUUGCAGUUCAAAACUGUUACAUGUUUCAUGACAGGUAUAUUAAAUCCCACUGUGAAAAGUCAGUCUGUUGGAGGCAGAUUUCCCCCUCAACUCUGUUUGCACUUGUAAUAUGAAAAAGGAGGCAAUCCUGCAAUGCUCAUGCUCUUAGAACUGUAUUAAGUUCUCUGGAAGUGUAAAAUAGAGUCUCAGGUUCAGCUGCUUGUGACUUGCUAGCGGUGACAAAAUGAAUUCCCUCAAAAAUGCUAAUUUCUUUUAAUAUGAAUCACUUCUGGAAGAGCAGAUAUUGUUGUGCUCUAUUGUAAAUAGCAUCAGGCUUUGUUAGGCUUUUUGGGUUUUCUUAUUUUGGGAAUCAGUCUUACAGAAGUUGAAGGCAUUCUUGAAUUUCUUACAAUGAGCCAUGUUCUCAGUGAACAAAGUUGAAGCAGUUAAUUCUUACACUGAAGGACCAAUGGAAGGAAUUUUGUUGAGAGGUUUUGAGGAAGUCCGAACUCACAUGGAAAUAAGAUUAGAUUUCCUGCACUUAGCUGGAAACAGAAGAAUAUUUUGGCAUCUAAUAUCCAAAUCUCUGUGCAAAGGGAGGUGUGAGGGAUUUGCUGCUAGCAGAGUGCCCAGACCUUGUUGAUACCACGACUGAUAUAUGGCUGCCUGCUGUUUCCCGGGGAGAUCAUGAAACGACAUCGGCUUCCUAGCAGCAGCGAGGACUCUGACGACAAUGGCAGUCUGUCUACUUGGUCCCAGCAUUCCCGAUCUCAGCGUCGUAGGACUUUGUGUUCCAGAGAUGAGGACCGGAAACCCUCUGAGGUGUUCAGAACGGACCUGAUCACUGCCAUGAAGUUACAUGACUCCUUCCAGCUGAACCCUGAUGAAUACUAUGUGCUGGCAGAUCCCUGGAGGCAGGAGUGGGAAAAGGGAGUUCAGGUGCCAGUUAGCCCAGGGACCAUCCCAGAACCAGUAGCCAGAGUGGUGUCGGAGACAAAAGCCGUCACCUUCACGCGGCCCAGGAAAUACAUCGUGUCCUCCGGCGCGGAGCCUCCGGAGCUGGGCUACGUGGACAUCCGAACCCUGGCGGACAGCGUGUGCCGCUAUGACCUCAGUGAGGUGGACGUGGCAUGGCUCCAGCUUGCCAAUGAAGAAUUCAAAGAAAUGGGGAUGCUGGAGCUGGACGAGUACACCAUGGAAAGGGUGAUGGAGGAGUUUGAGCAGCGCUGCUACGAUAACAUGAACCAUGCCAUCGAGACGGAGGAAGGGCUGGGGAUUGAAUACGACGAGGAUGUUGUCUGUGACGUCUGUCAGUCUCCAGAUGGAGAGGAUGGCAAUGAAAUGGUGUUCUGUGACAAAUGCAAUAUUUGUGUGCACCAGGCGUGCUACGGGAUCCUGAAGGUGCCCGAGGGCAGCUGGCUGUGCCGGACCUGCGCGCUGGGCGUCCAGCCCAAGUGCCUCCUGUGCCCCAAGAAGGGCGGCGCCAUGAAGCCCACCCGGAGCGGCACCAAGUGGGUGCACGUCAGCUGUGCUCUCUGGAUUCCAGAGGUGAGCAUUGGAAGCCCUGAAAAAAUGGAGCCCAUCACAAAAGUUUCCCACAUUCCCAGCAGUAGGUGGGCACUGGUGUGCAGCCUUUGUAAUGAAAAAGUUGGAGCUUCUAUACAGUGCUCAGUGAAAAACUGCAGAACAGCCUUUCACGUCACCUGCGCGUUUGACCGCGGCUUGGAGAUGAAGACUAUCUUGGCAGAGAACGACGAGGUGAAGUUCAAGUCGUACUGUCCCAAGCACAGCUCCACCAAGAAAGCAGAUGCUGAGACACUGAGUGAAAGCCCAGGUCAGGAGAACAGGAAUGGGAUUCAGGACACCUCUCUUCCUGCCAACAUGGACCCUUUCCACAGCAUGGAUCAAAACCAGGAGGAGGCCCACAGGGUCAGCCUCCGCAAGCAAAAGCUCCAGCAGCUGGAGGAUGAGUUCUACACGUUUGUUGAGUCUUUGGAAGUGGCCAAAGUGCUGCGGCUGCCUGAGGAGCCGGUGGAAUUCCUUUACCAGUACUGGAAACUGAAGAGGAAAUCAAAUUUCAAUAAGCCUUUGAUUACCCCAAAGAAGGAUGAGGAGGACAAUCUGGCUAAACGGGAGCAGGAUGUUCUGUUCAGGAGGCUGCAGCUCUUCACACACCUCCGGCAGGACCUGGAGCGGGUGCGUAACCUCACUUACAUGGUGACGCGGAGAGAAAAAAUCAAGAGAUCUGUUUGCAAAGUUCAGGAACAGAUAUUUAACAGCUACACAAAGCAGCUGGAACAAGAAAGAGUUUCAGGUGUGCCUUCCUCAUUCUCCUCCAUGGAAAACACGGUGUUGUUCAACAGCCCGUCGCUGGGCCCCAACGCCCCCAAGAUCGAGGACCUGAAGUGGCAUUCUGCGUUCUUCAGGAAGCAGAUGAUGGGCACAUCUCUGGCCCACUCCUUGAAAAAACCGCACAAGAGAGACAGGGUAAGGGACAGGUCUGGCAAUGACAGCAAAUCCCUGCUGGGGCAGCCCAGCCCCAGGGAAGGAGGCGCAGCUCCAGGCAGCUUUCUAAAUUUUGACAAGACCUUUGCUGAGACACGGAUUGUAUCGGCACAGCAGAAAAAUGGCAUCGUUAUACCAGAGCACAGGAAAAGAAGAGACAAUCGUCCGCAGUGCGAGGUGGCGAAGGCAGAACUGAAGGAUAAGACUUCAAAACACACCCACAAACCGCUGAGACCCACAGAACUCUCUCAGAGGCAACUGGAAAACAAAAGGGCUGUGAACCACUCCGGUGGUAGGUCAGCACCUGGCACUCGGAGGGAUAUAGUGCCUAGAUGUAACGGGGGUCUGGUCAAAGUAAACUCUAAUCAGACAGUAGUUAAAGUGCCUACCGCGCCCACGAGCCCAGGGAAAAACUGGGGCGGAUUCCGAAUUCCAAAGAAGGGGGAGAGGCAGCAGCAGGGGGAGAGCCUGGAGGAGGCCUGCCGCCAGAACUCUGGCUACCCCUACCUGGGCGUGGGCAGAGUUCCAGCGAAGGAGAGGACAAAAAGCAAGUUAAAGCCCGACAGUGAGAACGAUGGCUACAUCCCCGACGCCGAAAUGAGCGACUCGGAGAUGGAAGUGGCUGAAAAGAAGUGCAGGCAGCAGAGGCUCAGCCCGAACAGCAGCAUCGGCAGGAGGACGGACAUUAUUCGGAGGAGCAUCCUGGCCACCUGACGGGACGCAGGCACAGGGUCAGUAGAGUCACUGCCUGCAAGCCAACUCCACCUUACUCAUCAGUGUGAAAGAGAGAGGAGCAUUCUUAGAGCUACGGACUGACAAACCGAAAGCCCAUUUUUUUUCUGAGUUGUAUACAUAUGUUUACAGGCACUUAAAGCUGUUUUAAGCUCUUUA
This is a messenger RNA of Cinclus cinclus, 6372 nucleotides long. RefSeq names its product jade family PHD finger 1 (gene JADE1). Bases 3664 to 6195 code for a protein of 843 amino acids. Gene Ontology annotation, cellular component: histone acetyltransferase complex. The record is from RefSeq and is a predicted model, not a curated record. Lineage: Eukaryota; Metazoa; Chordata; Aves; Passeriformes; Cinclidae. The transcript has 11 exons. Gene Ontology annotation, biological process: regulation of transcription by RNA polymerase II.